This is a messenger RNA of Periconia digitata, 1173 nucleotides long. The record is from the annotation of a GenBank genome assembly. Lineage: Eukaryota; Fungi; Ascomycota; Dothideomycetes; Pleosporales; Periconiaceae.
CCCACCGUCUGCCGGCUUUUGGCGUGCGCACUUGAAGCAAACACAUCCAUCAUGCCACUCCACCUGUUGGGCAAAAAAUCAUGGAACGUCUACAAUCCCGCCAACAUAGCUCGCGUCAAGGCCGACGAAGCCGCCGCCGAUGCACGAGAGGCCGCGGAGGACCAACGUCGGCAAGAGCUAGAUGCCGCACGUCGAGCUGCUAUUCUGCGGGGUCAGACACCACCGCCACUACUAGAUGAGGAAAGUGUACGUGUAGAAGAGCCAGCAGGCAGAAGCGAUGGCCGUCAACGGAAGAGAAGGAAAUUGGCGGGCGAGGACGACACAGACAUGGACAUUCGACUAGCAGCCUCUGCUACAACGUCCAGCAAAGACGGGGAUAGUACCCACGUAAAAACAAUGAAGCUACGGAAACCUAACGAUGACGCCCCAUUACACGAUCCCACGGGCAACAUUAACCUUUUCCCUAUUGACUUGAAAGAGAUGGCUAAACGUGAAAAGAAUAUCGAAGCCGAAGAAAGGAAGAAGAAAAGAGAAAGAGUGCUAGAAGACCAGUAUACCAUGCGAUUUUCCAAUGCCGCUGGCAGAGCCGGUAGCCUGGAUCAGCCCUGGUACACGUCCCAACACCGACCAUCUUCUGAGCAUAAAGAUGGUGAAAUGGCGGUCGAAAAGUCUGAGCUUGAGGGUUUCAGCAACAAGGACGUUUGGGGUAACGAGGACCCACGACGCAAGCAAAGAGAGCAGGCGCGCAUAGUAUCUAGCGACCCCUUGGCAUUUAUGCAAAAGGCACAAGUUCAACUGAAGAAGACCAAGGAGGAAAGAAAGAAGUGGACAGAUGAGCGUGAGCGUGAGCUGAAAGAGCUGAGGGCGGCUCAGGAUGGAGAAGACAGGAGGCAUAGGCAUAGAAAGAGAAAGAGCCAGGUUGAAGGGGAUGACGACCGCUUGUCGCCUAGAGGCCAUCGAAGAGAAGGCCAGCAUUCGAGGCACAGAGAUGGCCAUGGUAGUCGCGAGAAGCGUCCCAGUCACGGCGCAGACGGGCAUACCCUAAUACCGGAGCACCGAUCUAAGCGGAGCUACGACGUGGACAGAGACCGCUAUGUCCGAAGGUCGCCGCAAAGACGCAAGUCUGAACGGGAUCGCGACGCUGGAAUGCGAAGAUCGAGACAAGCUGAUUAG